Anopheles moucheti is the source of this 1129-nucleotide messenger RNA. It is a transcript of the gene RpL13A, whose product is annotated as 60S ribosomal protein L13a. Bases 95 to 901 code for a protein of 268 amino acids. Gene Ontology annotation, molecular function: mRNA binding; structural constituent of ribosome. The record is from RefSeq and is a predicted model, not a curated record. Gene Ontology annotation, biological process: negative regulation of translation; translation. NCBI's taxonomy places the organism in Eukaryota, Metazoa, Arthropoda, Insecta, Diptera, Culicidae. Gene Ontology annotation, cellular component: ribosome; cytosolic large ribosomal subunit. The transcript has 5 exons.
UGACAAGCAGCAAACCGACCGCUAGCUGUCAUUCGGUUCAUGACUUCCGCUAAACGACACUUCCUAGUUCUUUUUGUUGGUGUUUGCGAAAGUGAUGGUACGCACGAAGAAGCCGAUUUUAAUUGACGGACGUGGGCACCUGCUUGGCCGGUUGGCUUCGGUCGUCGCCAAGCAGAUCCUGUCCGGAAAUGCAGUGGUAGUGGUGCGUUGCGAGGGUCUUCAACUGUCCGGCCAUUUCUUCCGCAACAAGAUCAAGUUCUUGGCCUAUCUGCGUAAACGGUGCAACGUCAACCCGGCACGCGGUCCAUUCCAUUUCCGCGCUCCGAGCCGUAUGUUGUGGAAGGCCAUCCGAGGAAUGGUUCCACACAAGACCAAGCGCGGCCAGAAUGCGCUGCGUCGCCUGAAGGUGUACGAAGGCAUCCCGCCGCCAUAUGACAAGAUGAAGCGAGUGUGUGUUCCAAUCGCCCUGCGACAGCUGUGUUUGCGUCCUGACCGAAAGUACUGUACGGUCGAUCGCGUUGCUCAUGAAGUGGGUUGGAAGUACCGUGAUGUGGUAAACAACCUGGAAGCCAAGCGCAAGAUCAAGGCACGCAUUGCUUAUAUGCACAAGAAGAAGCUGAAGAAUAUCACCUGGAAGGCUCGUGCCGUCGUUGCCAAGAGGAUUGAGCCGCAGAACGCUGUUCUGCGACAGUAUGGCUAUCUGACGACGGAAUUCGAGAAGAAGUACAACCGGCCAGUGGUGACCCCAGUCGCACCGAAACUUGGCAAGCGCAAGCGCAAGGAACUGUACGUAGCCGCAAAGGCCGCCCGUAAAACAGCGAAGUAUGCAGCCAGAGCCGAGGCCAAGCUGAAAAAGGCAUCGGCACCCAAGAGCCCGGCAAAACCGAAGGCGAAGGCUUAAUCUGUGAAAACAGAAAGAUUUAUCAUAAUGCGAUUAGGCGGUAGCUUUUGAAGACGAUGCAGAUUUAACAACGGUGCACGCUUUGAAAUGCUAUCACCAUAACAACAGCGUUGUGCAGGUUUUCUACCAACAGAAUCAUCGUGAACCAACGCAUUUGAUGUAAAGGAAGAUAAAAUACACAGAUACGCGCACGUGUAUGAGUGUGUGCGCGCGCGCGAAGAAACAUAA